AUGACCACCACCAGGAGGCACUGGGGCACGGACGGAGCGGAGAAGGCGGCGGAGAAAGCGAAGCCGGCGAAGGCGGAGGAGGCCAAGGGGAAAGCGGCGAAGGCGGAGGAGGCCGUGGAGGAGGGGCCGCCAAAGUAUACGAAAUCAAUUUUAAAGAAGGGUGAUAAAACCAACUUUCCGAAGAAAGGGGACACUGUUCAUUGCUGGUAUACAGGAAAACUACAGGAUGGAACAGUCUUCGAUACCAAUAUUCAAACAAGUUCAAAGAAGAAAAAAGCAGCCAAACCUUUAAGUUUCAAAGUUGGCGUAGGAAAAGUAAUCAGAGGUUGGGAUGAGGCUCUCUUAACGAUGAGCAAAGGAGAGAAGGCUCAGCUGGAAAUUGAACCCGAGUGGGCGUACGGCAAGAAAGGGCAGCCCGACGCCAAGAUUCCACCCAAUGCAAAACUCUUCUUCGAAGUGGAGCUGGUGGACAUCGAAUGA
This is a messenger RNA of Opisthocomus hoazin, 480 nucleotides long. The record is from RefSeq and is a predicted model, not a curated record. Lineage: Eukaryota; Metazoa; Chordata; Aves; Opisthocomiformes; Opisthocomidae.